GGCACCGAGGCAAGGCCGGGCCGGCAGGCGGCGCAGCUCUCCGCCGGGCUGGAUGGUAGCGGGGCGGGGGCAGCCGCGGGCCGGCUUCUGUCAGCGCCGUCAGAGCCGCCGCUCCGGUCGACGUUGACGGCGGUGCUGCCGACCCGUCCGGGGUCAUGGAGCCUCAGGCGCGAGGUCUGUUGGAAACCCAGUCUUUGCAUGAAGCAGACGAAGAUGUAGUCACUGAUGUUGAUUUCACCAGUAUGAUUUCUGAAGAAGAAAAAGAGGAAUUAAAGGCUGAGCUGGCCAAGCUAGAGGAUGAAAUUUCAACUUUGCGGCAAGUACUAGCAGCCAAAGAAAAGCACCUGAUUGAAAUUAAACAAAAGCUUGGCAUGAGCCUGAUGAACGAGCUGAAGCAGAACUUUAGCAAAAGCUGGCAUGAUAUGCAGACAACUUCUGCGUACAAGAAGACACAUGAGACCCUGAGCCAUGCAGGACAAAAAGCAACAGCAGCUAUCAGCAAUGUAGGAACUGCUAUCAGCAAGAAGUUCGGAGAUAUGAGAUCACAUUCUAUUAGCUAUUCUAUUCGCCAUUCCAUAAGCAUGCCUGCAAUGAGGAAUUCUCCCACUUUCAAAUCUUUUGAAGAGAAGGUUGAGACCACUGUCACAAGCCUUAAGACCAAGGUUGGUGGGACAAGCCACACUGGGGGCAGUUUUGAAGAAGUUCUCAGCUCCACAGCCAAUGCCAGCGCUCAGAGUCCUCUGGCUGGCACCCGACUUCCUGAGAGUGAAGAAGAGCUUCAAUGCUAGGCGGAAGGCCUCGCUCAGAGACUUACCCAGGCCAUGGUUUCUAGACCUCCCUCAACAACCAACAUGUGCAACAAAGUUUUGUGGGUCUUGGAAAACUGCCUCCCUGGCCUUGUGCUGGAGAAAAGUUUCCUCUCUGUAUUUGCAUUUUGGACAUGCUAUUUUAUCAUCGGGUAUUUUGUAUGCUAUAGGAACCACAUGCCAGUAAAUGAGUCAUAGCACUCUAUGCUCUGUAACAUUGUGACCAAAAGAAGUUUCAUUUUCACCUAACUUAUCUCCAGAAAUCUCCCAGUCUUUCUUGAUUCUUUCAGUUUGAAGUUUUCUAUCUCUUGGUUUCCAGCUCCUCUAUCAGUGCUACAGCAGACAGAUGGACCUUGAGAUUUCUGCUGCCAGCAAUAGUCCAUACACCAGCUGUCUACCAGCCAUACCAGGUGCCCUUCGAUCUGGGGUGUCUGUACACGGUUUAUUUCCCAGUGAAAUUAAAAUAACUUACUGUCACCCAAGAAAAGCUUUUUUCUCCUUCAUUGAUACGAUCUGGCAUUGCCCUCCAGUUAGUCAGCAGAGUUAAGAAGGACAGGAAGAGACACUUGGUUAUUCAAAUAGAAACUAAGCAGAUCACAGCUGCCCAUUUAAGCUGAUCAUUGUAGCUGGAAUGGCUUUCAGUUUAAAAAUAUGUUCCAUGGCUUGCUCUCUGUGGUUUGAUAAGAUUCAAAAGCAUAAGCUAAUUAAAAAGGGAAGUGGGGAGGGGGGAGGAGCCUCCAAUAACGUUGCCUCCAUAUCUUCCCUUCAAAAAGAAGGGAAGGUAAAUUAUUUAUGACUGAAAAGCACAAGUUUCAGUCAAGAUACAGCCUUAUGCUAAAGAAUAAAUUCCAGCAACUGAUUAAAGAUGUGCCAUAAGAUAGAGAGCUCAUGCCUUCAGUCCACAUUUCAGAGCUGCUAGCUUGAAACUCAUUUCUUACACACGAUGAGUAGGUAUUUCUUGUCCCAAAUUUUGUCCUUCUUUCUGGGGCAUCCCAACUGCAUUAUAUCUACUUAAUCACCGAGAGCCAGUCAUCUCUCUGAGCUUUGAUGCAGCAUGUUUUCUUGCAUCUUCUUAACGUUUCUUCAAGAAAAGAGCAGCACACUUGUGGCAAUAUCUUGCUGUCUUAAUGAGCACUUGUCAGUCUGCAUGUUGCAUUGCUCAGUUCACCAGACUGCGAUGAGCACAGCUUCUUCAAAAGGAUAAACAAAAUGGAAAACAGUCUGGCCACUUUCAAAAUGGAUGCUUGUUUUGAGCUUAAGCCAAAACUUCAGAUCAGCGUUAGUGAGUUUGAUGUUACAGACUGCUUAAAAUCUUGUGAGGAAACUUGGCUUUCUGUGUUUUUUCAAUGUGGCUUUUGUUAUAGUUUUGACAGCUAGAAAUCCUUUAACUUCUGUCUGGUAGAACAUUAUGAACUUUGGACACUUAUCUCAAAUGCCUCUUCAAUAUGAUUUUUAGCAUGGAAGUAAAUUGAAUUAGGUUUCUAGUACAGUUUUUCUGUGAUAGGUUGUUAGCUUAUGUUGCAGUGGUUUUGUGCAUAAAGAUGAAUUAAUUUACAUAAAAGUAUUAAUGGCCAUUUAGUUUGUGUAAAUGAUGUCAUUGAUAUUCUUAUUAAAAAUAAAUUUCUCUUACUCUUUUACUCGGUCGUGUUUCCUCUUUAAUUCCCUUUAUUCACCAGUAACACCCUAUAUCCCUUGCCUAAGCCUUGCUGUUGCACGAGGGUAUUGAGCUAUGAUGUGAGUUUAUCAUCAGCCAUCCCUCUAGUUUUUAAAUGUCUACUUCUUUCCAAAUCUGAAAUUCUCCAUGAAAAUCUGUGGCCCAGGUUUUGAAAAUUUUGCUCUUUGAAGGACAGAAUGGUUGAAAGCAUUCAGUAAAGCUGAAAUAUGUGGCAGAGAGCAUCUGAAAGUAUUCACCUUUUGAACAGGGUCAAAAGGCAUACCAAGGUUAAAACACAGAGCCCAAGCUCAGGAUAGGGAUUUAACCCUCCGUGUAAUUUUACAUGUACAU
This is a messenger RNA of Lagopus muta (rock ptarmigan), 2811 nucleotides long. It is a transcript of the gene TPD52L1, whose product is annotated as TPD52 like 1. Gene Ontology annotation, biological process: positive regulation of apoptotic signaling pathway; positive regulation of MAP kinase activity. The coding region runs from base 156 to 788 and encodes 210 amino acids. Lineage: Eukaryota; Metazoa; Chordata; Aves; Galliformes; Phasianidae. The transcript is spliced from 8 exons. The record is from RefSeq and is a predicted model, not a curated record. Gene Ontology annotation, cellular component: cytoplasm.